AUGUCCUCGGCGCUAUGGGACCCCGCAAACCUGCUCCAGAUCAGCUACGAGACUCAUAUCCCUGAUGCACCGAUCUUCUGUGUCGGUGAAUCCAGGAGUAAACUGGGCAACCCCCGCUGUAGAUACACGAUCCCUGAGCCGGACUACUCCAGGAUCCGCACCACUCUUCUCCAUCUGGCCUCCAAGGAUCCAGAGGAUGUAGAGCGCGAGGCCUUGCACACGCUAGCUUUCCUCUGCCUUUGCGAUGGCUACCACAAACCCCAAGCCAAAGACGUAACUGAUCGCUGGGUCAGGGUCGUCGGGCAGGCAGCCGCGCAAGAACAGCGCAAGGGCCAUUCCCGGGGCUCUUCGAGCGCUUCCGUGUCUGACUGGUGGGAUCCUUCGGCUGAGCUUCUUCCAAGGGCCAGCAAUCCCCAGCAGGGGCGCGGCCAGGUGGCGAAUUUGAGCAAGAAGUUGGAAGAGGAGUUGGCCGCGGUCACGGUGGAGCUGAAAGAGUCCAAGGCGAAGGCAGAUCAGGAGAUUAAAUCGCUACGAGCGGAAUUGGGUUCAUUACAGAACUUGCUGGCGGAAGCCAAGGAGAGAGAGUUAGAGUCAAGUACCGGUGCAUCCUCCAUGAAAGGCGAAAGAGACAAGCUCGUGGAAGAAAUGCAGAAGCUACGCAAUGAGCUACUGGAAGCGAACGAGGAGCGUCAGCGGCUGGAGACCACCAGUUCCCAGUUGAAAGAGGAGAACACUGCAUUUAGCGAGAAGCUUAAUCAACUGCGCGGGGAUUUAGUCGUCGCGACCGGAAGGACUCAGCAUCUGGAGACCGAGUGCUCUCGCAUCAAUGAGGAGAUGAGCGCUAUGAGAACAGAAGCGACGGAACUUGGCGAGAAGAACUCGGUGAUACUCAAUGCCAUUAGGACGAUGGAGGCUGAGAGGGAUGCCGCAAGGAAUGACCAUAGAAAGGUCGCGAAUGAGCUUGCAGAACAAAUGCGCUCUUACAUGGCCCUGCAGCACGAAGUUCAGAGCUUACAGGUGAUCAAAGCCGGUCAUCAGCAGAGCAAUGCGGUCAGCUGGUAUCGCCGCUUACUAACUUGGAUUUCCAAGUUUCGCAUACACGCAGUUCUCCUACUCUCCCUUUCAAUUGUCGAGCUGGGUCGUCGGGAGAUGACUAGAUGA
Molecule: messenger RNA, 1161 nt
Organism: Clonostachys rhizophaga
Lineage: Eukaryota; Fungi; Ascomycota; Sordariomycetes; Hypocreales; Bionectriaceae
Source: the annotation of a GenBank genome assembly